AUGCCCGACCCCAUCCGCACCGCGCGCGUCGCGAGCGGCUCGGACGCCGACGCCGCGCCCGAUGGCGUCAACGCCGACGCGAGCGCGUCGCUCGAGCGCGCGCUCGCGCUCGAGCGCGCGAAAACGACGACGCUCGAGGAAGAAUUACGACGCGUGCGCUCGAGCGCGGAAAAACUCGCGCAGACGGUCGAAGCGGAGGAGGAGUUCCUCGUGCGCACGCUGAAUAAAAAGCUCGACGCUCUCACGCACGAGAACGCGACGCUGACGCACGCGAUGCGGACGCAACGCGUGGACGACGCGCUGGAACGGCGCCUGCGAACGCUGCAAGAGGAAAAGGUGCAGAUGGAAAACGCGUUGGAACGCGAACAAGAGUGCAUGAUGCACCGCCUGACGUCGGUGUUGGAAAAUUUGGGACGGGAGAAUCAAAGCGUGAGCAAAGAACGGGAUCGGUUGAGCUUUGAGACGGCGCGAUUGAGGGAGGAGAAGGUGCGAAUGGAAAACGCGUUGGAGAGCGAGGAGGAACACAUCGUGAACUUGCUGCAAGGACAGAUAUCGCUGCUGCUGAAGAGGAACAGGGCGCUGGAGAGACAGGUGAGAGCGCUGGGGGGGAUGGUGAGCGAUAGCGAUUACGUCAGCGACGAUCCCGUGAUGUCGCCCAAACGCGCGUCCGGGCAAUUCGCCUUCGGGUCGGCGAGAGACGCGUUCGCGAAUCGUAAGACGCGCCCCGCGGGGUCGUCCGUGCCGACGUCGCCUUUCGAGAGCGAUCGUUCCAUGAGUCCGUCGCGUCGAGGCGUCGAAGCGCGUCGAACGUCGAACGCGUCGGCGAGAUCGAUAAGUUCCGAGUCGCGCUCGCCUCGAACCAGCGUCGACAGAACCUCGUAG
Molecule: messenger RNA, 882 nt
Organism: Ostreococcus lucimarinus CCE9901
Lineage: Eukaryota; Viridiplantae; Chlorophyta; Mamiellophyceae; Mamiellales; Bathycoccaceae
Exons: 1
Coding region: 1-882 (293 amino acids)
Source: RefSeq, a predicted model, not a curated record